Molecule: messenger RNA, 1554 nt
Organism: Pseudonaja textilis
Lineage: Eukaryota; Metazoa; Chordata; Lepidosauria; Squamata; Elapidae
Source: RefSeq, a predicted model, not a curated record
CGAAAAGAGGGAGGGUGAAGGCUCAGGUCAGUGAGCCGCAGAGCAGCUGUUACUGUCUCAGCCGUAGCUGCUCUGACCCUCCAGUGGGGAAGAGAUGGCUGAAAUCAGUGACCUUGACUGUCAGAUUGAACAACUGCAGCGCUGUGAACUCAUCAAGGAGAGUGAAGUCAAAGCCCUCUGUGAAAAGGCCAGAGAGAUCUUGGUGGAAGAAAGUAAUGUCCAGAGAGUAGAUUCCGCAGUAACAGUUUGUGGGGAUAUCCAUGGCCAGUUCUAUGACCUUAAAGAGCUAUUCAGGGUGGGUGGUGAUGUACCUGAGACCAACUAUCUUCUCAUGGGAGACUUUGUUGACCGAGGCUUCUACAGUGUUGAAACAUUCUUGCUGCUGCUGGCACUCAAAGUCCGUUACCCGGACAGAAUCACCCUUAUCCGUGGCAAUCAUGAAAGCAGGCAAAUCACCCAGGUAUAUGGGUUUUAUGAUGAGUGCUUGAGAAAAUAUGGCUCUGUCACUGUGUGGCGCUACUGCACUGAGAUUUUUGACUACCUCAGCCUCUCUGCCAUUAUUGAUGGCAAGAUUUUCUGUGUCCACGGUGGCUUAUCCCCGUCCAUCCAGACGCUGGACCAGAUCCGAACAAUAGAUCGCAAACAAGAGGUCCCUCAUGAUGGCCCCAUGUGUGAUCUUCUUUGGUCUGACCCUGAAGACACUACAGGCUGGGGGGUUAGUCCUCGAGGUGCUGGCUAUUUAUUUGGCAGCGACGUGGUGGCGCAGUUCAAUGCAGCAAAUGAUAUCAACAUGAUUUGCCGGGCACAUCAGCUGGUCAUGGAGGGAUACAAAUGGCAUUUCAGUGAGACAGUUCUUACAGUGUGGUCAGCCCCCAACUAUUGCUACCGCUGUGGGAAUGUUGCAGCCAUCUUGGAACUGGAUGAACACCUUCAGAAGGAAUUUAUCAUCUUUGAAGCAGCCCCUCAAGAAACUCGAGGCAUCCCAUCUAAGAAGCCUGUUGCGGACUACUUCCUGUGAUUGCUGCUCCUCCCUCUUCCCCCUUGUGCAGCUUCUCUUUCAGCCUUUGGCAGGGGUUCACCUCUCUAUUUUCCUUCUCUUCCUUACCCUGGCCCUUGCCCAAUAAAUUCCCAGUUCUGGACCCCUUAGACUGAAUUAGGCUUCUUUUCCCAACAUUGCUGAUAAUUGGUAUAUCCCCCCCACCCCCCCCCAUCAUUUUUUAGGAUUUCUGCCUGUGGAAAACCCUGGAACUUUGUCAGCUCUUUCCAUAAAAAGAAGUAUCAGCCCAGGAACAAAGAAAAGUAGUUCUUUAAAAAUCUGUAGAUAAGUCACUGACUGAUUUCUUGAGCAACUCUUGGGGUUUUUUAUUCAUGAAGCAGCAUUGUCCAAGCAGGUACCCUCCAAAUGUAUUGGCCUAAAGCUCCUAUCUUCCUAACCAACUUGUCCAUUCUGAAUUAGAUGAUGGGAACUGUAGCAUAAUCAAAUCUGGAGGACACUUAAGUUAGAGAAGGCUGCUCUAGAACAACUGGAAGUUAUUGCUUAGAGAAUAUAUACAU